Messenger RNA from Symbiodinium natans, 3450 nucleotides. The record is from the annotation of a GenBank genome assembly. NCBI's taxonomy places the organism in Eukaryota, Dinophyceae, Suessiales, Symbiodiniaceae.
AUGGAAGAUCUCCAGGAGCCUGCGUUUGCUGAGAUUGACACAGACAGCUUCGAGGUCCUGUCUGCCCACCCUCUUUGUCGAGGCUUGCGCAAGGAGGUGAUUUUGGGUAUCUCGCGUGCAUCCAAGCGGCUGGUGUUUACGACUGCAGGCCGUGUAAUCUUGAAUGAGGGUUCGCUCGCAACGGACCUUUCCAACCUCUGGAUCUUGACACGCGGAUCUGUGGAGGUUGUCGAGAGCGGCCAGACAUUGUGCACUUUGGAGAACGGUAGCGUGUUUGGUGACUCCGUGGCCUUCAGCAGAUGCGACCGGCAGCCCUUCACCAUCCGAGUCUUGCAAGUCCCAGUCAUCGCAUGGUGCCUACCCUCCGCAGAUCUGCGGCAGACAAUCAAGAUCCAUGCCUCUGCUGGGCCCUUAAUGGAUGAGUUCGUCGACCAGCAGGAGAGGCGCAUCCUGUGGCCACGAGCCUCUAAGUUGCUGCUGCUUUCUCAUUGUGGGCAGAACUUCCCCAAGCAGCUUCUGAAGAAAGUGUCCAUACGGCAUUCCAGGGCCCACAGCUUGAUAUGGUCCCCCUCAACCUCCAGGCAGUAUCUCAAAGCAGUGCUUGUGGGAAGUGUUCUGGUGGAAAGUGUGAGCAAGGAAGCCUUCCGCGCGCACAAUGCGCUGCCUGGAAGCCCAAUAGUUCGAACCGAUACCGAAUCGGUUUUUCAGCGGAGAAAAACGAUGCACGUGUCCAUUGGCAGCACGGAGUUCUCCGAUGAGCUCGAAGAGGAGAAGCGCGCGCAGAGUCAGAGGCGGCUGAGCGGCCCGGACUUGAUGUCACCCAGAACAUUGCAACAGCUGAAAGACUUUGCUGCAACACAGUCCAUGUCCGGCUUCGACUAUCCUACACUCGAAGAGUCUGACGAGUGCAGCAGCACGUUGUCUGAUGAAGAGGAGAACUCCGAUCUUUCAAGUUCGAGCUCCUCAAGCUCUGGUAGUGAUAGCGAGGGGAACGAGAAGGAGGAGAUGUAUGACUUACCGGAUACCCUCGCAAAUCUCGAACCGGAAUCAGGCACCGUUCAGGCAAAGGCCGGUCCCUACUGCUUGUUGUUCAAUGAGCCGGCUGUCCUUGGAUAUACAGAAAGUGAAAGGGCACUUUACAGGCAAGUCGUGGCACUGACCGACUGCAUCAUCCUAUCCCUGAGAGUGGAGGACUUCAGAGAAGCGGUCGCGCGUGCCCCGCGUGAGAAGAAGCGUUUCGAUCUCCUGGCAAAUGCGGAGUACUGUGAGUGGCAAAGAUGUGGCAUCCACAGGCUUCACAGCCUGGAGAUCUUCUCCAAGUGUUCCAAGCAGUUUCUGUCGGAUCUUGCGCAGACCGCGGAGUCUGCGCUGUGCUUUCACGGCAGCGAUAUCAUCUCGGCAGAGGAUCCCACAACUGGAUUGGUGCUAUUCAUGGAUGGGCACGGCCAAAAUGAAAAGCGGCAUAAGGUGCAGGCUCCAGAGGUUUUAAGUAGUGUAAACUGGCUUGGAGAUCGCACAGCCGCAGAGCCUCCACGGCGAGUCAAGGCCAAGGAAGUUUGCCAGAUUCUCCGCAUCUCGCAACCAAAGCUGCUUGGCCUCCUCAGCCGGCAUCCGCAUGAGACAGCAGUGAUGGUUGCUGAGGCACACCGCAUGAACUCUCGAAAGCACGGCGGCUACGGAAGCCGGCAAGCAGCUUUCCAGCGGCCUUUGAGGGACGCAGCCAACGGAGGUCGCGGGGGGGGCUUGUUCUGGUAUUGCCCCUUCUGUGACGAUCUGGGAGAGAGCUUCCUGCAAGAGCUCAUCACGCAUAUGGAAUGCUUCAAGUUGAUCCCGGGCCAGCAUCUCUUUCGGAACUUGGACGGCCCAAAUGCAGAUUUCCUUGUCGUGCUGACACGUGGCCGGUUGAGGGCCGUGGAUGAGGCCCUGGAAGCCCCCCUGAUCAUAUGCGGCUUUGACCGAUCGGGCUAUGUCGAAACGGUGGCAGAGGAGCUCAGUGAAGUUUACUGCGUGAACUUCGAGCAGAGCAAGUCUUUGCUGACCGCCAACCCUGAGAACGCACGGGCGUUCUUGAUGCGAGUGGUGCUGUUCCAAGAGCGCUUGGAGAAAAGACAUGGCCUAAGCUGGUGGAGUUCCCUGAAUGUCCUCAGGCGGCAUGAGCCGUUUGCAGGUUGCUCUGAUGCCUUCAUUGAAGCCGUGGCACCCUUCAUGCAGGUGAGGUUUUGCCUCCCUGGUGAGGCCAUUGUAGAGGAAGGGGAUCACGUGGAUCACGCACUCAUCAUCGAAACCGGGUCUGCCAAAGUGCAUCGCCAGACGAAGCCGGCACUGAGGGGAUGCCCCGAUCGGACGGGGGAGGUGAGGGACAGCUACCUGGUGGGUGGCAUCAGUGGGGCCUACGGCUUCGCUGGAAUGCAGCGCCGCCUGGCCACCAUCAAAGCUCUCAGCUUCUGCAAGCUCAUCGAGAUCCCGAUCUCAGCCAUCCUGACACUGCUGGAAGAGCAUCCUGAUGCCCGGCAAUGUUUCCGCGAAAUCGCUGAGAGGCGCUUCAAGGAGCUCGCUCCCGAGCCCUUGGAAGAGCACCCCUUCUUCAAGGACUUCUCCAAGUCUUUCCUCAAUACCCUGCGCACGAAAUGCAAUGCUCAGGUGUUCUUUGUCGGAGAGACCAUCAUCCGUCAAGGAGAUCCUGCAGACAGCAUGAUCAUCAUUAGCUCAGCCUCCGUCGUGACCCUCUACGUUGAUGGGCGGAAGCUGAAAGAUCUUUCCGGAGGCUGCACGUUAGGAGUACCCUCGAUCUUGCAGUCGGCCCCUGUGAAGCGCUUUGCCACCAUCGAAGCCCAGACUGCUUGCACAGUGCAGAAGCUCACAAGGAAAGAUUGGCUUGACGUCCUAAAGAACCAUGCGGAGCACAGGCUGUGGAUACAGAGCUUCACGGAAGAGCAGCUGGCCCUUGCGAACAGGCAAGCUUUGGAAACCACCAGAAAAUAUCGCUGGCGGAAGAUCAAGGAGAGAGAGACACAGGCGGUGCAGAGGCAUUGCAUACGCGCUCGCGGGGGCCAAGAGCCCAUCAAAAGCUGCAAAGUCGAUGUCCCACACAUAGCGACAGAGAAUGUAUCUGAGAGCUUUGAGCUUUGGGAUUGCUUCAAUGGUCGAAAAGCAGCUGUUCCGCACCUGAGGCUGCCCAUGCUGGUUGUACGGCCUCCUGAGAAGAUUGUGGUCCCUGAGGAAAGUGACGGCGAGAGUGUCACAGAAGAGUUGGCUCGCUCUGGGACAACUCGGCGUGGAAGUGACGUCAGCUCAUUGGCCAUGCGCAAGAUGACGAUCAAGUAUUCUCACUCAUCUCGCCUCAGUGUACUUGGCGACCUCCCACAGAUGUCUGAAAAGCCCAUGUCGCACGAGAGCUGGCUGGACUGCCAGGACGCGUUCGGACUGCUCUACACGCCCCUGGCCGAGUAA